Molecule: messenger RNA, 555 nt
Organism: Symbiodinium natans
Lineage: Eukaryota; Dinophyceae; Suessiales; Symbiodiniaceae
Source: the annotation of a GenBank genome assembly
AUGACGAGUGAUGUUUCCGAUGUUCCGGAUGACGCAGAAGCCGUCAGUACCCCCAGCUCGGCGUCUACAGGAGAGGUUUUGCUGCGAUUGAAUGGAGGACCGCACGGCAUCCACGGCAGCGACAGUAGCGACGUGGAGGUCUCUGAGCCAACCAAGUGGACAUCCGAUGGCGAGGCUAUUGCGGCUAUUGCCAGCACUCAUGCCACCAGUGCGCAUGAGCAGUCUGAUCCGCACGCUGAAGGGACUUGCAGGCCUUGUGUUUUCUUUCUUUCGCGUUACGGCUGUACUCGAGGCAAGGUGUGCCAAUAUUGCCACCGCCAUGAUGAUCAUGAGAGGCGAUUACCACACCGACCUCGCAAGCAGACGCGUGACAAGGUUCGGCGUCUUCUUACAGAAGCACUGGCAAGGUGCAACGGAAGACCCGAAACAAUGCAGGAUGAGCUGCAACAGAUAGCGUCUGAUUCCGUGUAUGCUCGAAACCUUCUGGCAGGCAGCCUGGAUCGUAUGAGGCAUGCGCGGCCACGGCAGAGGUCAUACGACACCCUGUUCUUGUGA